This is a messenger RNA of Myotis davidii, 671 nucleotides long. RefSeq names its product transmembrane protein 134 (gene TMEM134). The record is from RefSeq and is a predicted model, not a curated record. Bases 1 to 408 code for a protein of 135 amino acids. Lineage: Eukaryota; Metazoa; Chordata; Mammalia; Chiroptera; Vespertilionidae. The transcript is spliced from 8 exons.
AUGUACGCUGUGCUGGGCACUGCAGACACAGCGAACCUGGAGAACGAUGAGGAAGGAGCCCAGGUGUCUCCGGAGCCAGAUGGGGGAGUCAACACCAGGGAUUCUGGCCGAACAUCCUCCGUCCGCAGCUCCCAGUGGUCCUUCAGUACCAUCAGCAACAGCACCCAGCGCUCCUACAACGCCUGCUGCAGCUGGACUCAGCACCCUUUGAUCCAGAAGAACCGCAAGGUAGUGCUGGCCGCCUUCCUGCUGCUGCUGCUGGGGUUGGUGCUGAUCCUGGUCGGCGUGGGACUGGAGGUGGCCCCCUCACCAGGUGUCUCCAGCGCCAUCUUCUUCGUGCCAGGCUUCCUGUUGCUGGUCCCUGGAGGCUCUGGCUGCUUGGGGACCCAGACUACAACUGCAGUGUGAGCAGCUGCAGCAGAAUAUGUGCUCCUCAGCCUCAAAUCUUGACUAUCCAGCCCUUUACAGAAAACAUAUGCCAACCCUGGAGCUGAAGUAUGGUAGCAAUCAUCUCAGCAAUGGAGAAAGCAUCCUCAGGUGAGGAUCAACAACAACAACACUGAAGCCUCCUCCCCUCCCGCCUUCCAUUUUGCUUUGUCUAUUGUUUCAGUCCCUUCUUGUUUUUAAAUCCCCCAAAUAAAAUGUGUAAAGCAAAUGCUUCUUUAAACCCA